This is a messenger RNA of Manis javanica (Malayan pangolin), 3384 nucleotides long. Lineage: Eukaryota; Metazoa; Chordata; Mammalia; Pholidota; Manidae. The record is from RefSeq and is a predicted model, not a curated record.
CGCGUGCUUGGGGGGGGCGGGCUACAGGCCUGGCAUCCCGGUAGCCGCAGCUGUCUUUUCCGGCAUCCGCGCCUCGUCUUCCCGUAGACGAUCCCCGGCUGCCGGGGAUCACCCCCGGGCGGCUGCCUCCUCCGGGCUGUGGAGGGGUGUGUUUGGGUUGGGAAGAGUUUACGGAGCGCCUCGUGUGGAUGGGAGGAAUCCAGUGAGGCUGAGAGGAGCUGGCUUGAGGUCUCCUGACCCAUUUGUGGCUUCUUCUGCCUGCUCUCAGCCAUGGCCAGCGAGAACUCUCCUCUGCUGGCCUACCGGCUCUUGGGUGACGAGGGGUUUACCGCCCCUGCCAUUGGGGCUGGGGGUCCAGGAGCAGCAUCUGCCCGGAAGCUCUCCACCUUUCUGGGUGUGGUGGUGCCCACAGUCCUGUCCAUGUUCAGUAUAGUUGUCUUCUUGAGGAUUGGGUUCGUGGUGGGCCAUGCUGGGCUGCUGCAGGCUUUAGCCAUGCUCCUGGUCGCCUACUUCAUCCUGGCGCUCACUGUCCUCUCUGUCUGUGCCAUCGCCACCAAUGGAGCGGUGCGGGGGGGCGGAGCCUACUUCAUGAUCAGCCGGACUCUGGGACCUGAGGUUGGAGGCAGCAUCGGCCUCAUGUUUUACCUGGCUAACGUGUGUGGCUGUGCUGUCUCCCUGCUGGGGCUGGUGGAGGCCAUGCUUGACACCUUUGGGACUGAUUCCACAGGGUCCAGUGAGCUCCGGGUUCUGCCCCAGGGCUAUGGCUGGAGCUUACUCUAUGGCUCACUGCUGCUGGGCCUCGUGGGUGGGGUCUGCACACUGGGGGCUGGCCUCUAUGCCCGCGCCUCCUUCCUCACAUUCCUGCUGGUCUCUGGUUCCCUGUUCUCGGUGCUGGUCAGCUUUGUGGCUGUGCGGCCCAGGGACAUCCUCUUGGCCCCUCAGCCUGGACCCAAUGGCUCCUCCCUGCCACCCCACGUCGGCCACUUCACUGGCUUCAACAGCAGCACCCUGAAGGCCAACUUGGGUGCUGGCUACGCCAAGGACUACACCACGGGGGCCAUGAUGACCUUUGCCAGCGUCUUUGCUGUCCUUUUUAAUGGCUGCACAGGCAUCAUGGCCGGGGCCAAUAUGUCAGGGGAGCUGAAGGACCCCAGCCGAGCAAUUCCUCUUGGCACCAUUGUUGCUGUCGCCUACACCUUCUUCAUCUAUACCCUGCUUUUCUUCCUCUCUAGCUUCACUUGUGACAGGACCCUGCUGCAGGAAUACUAUGGGUUCUUUGGUGCCAUCAGCCUUUGGUCCCCACUGGUGUUGAUCGGUGUUUACGCCACGUCACUCUCAGCCUCCAUGAGCUCCCUCAUUGGUGCUUCCCGCAUCCUCCAUGCCCUGGCCCAGGACGACCUCUUUGGAGUGAUCUUGGCUCCAGCCAAGGUUGUGACCCGAGGGGGGAACCCCUGGGGAGCUGUGCUCUAUUCCUGGGGCCUAGUGCAGCUGGUGCUCUUGGCUGGGAAGCUGAACACACUGGCUGCCGUGGUCACCGUCUUCUACCUGGUGGCAUAUGCUGCAGUGGACCUGUCAUGCCUGAGCCUCGAAUGGGCUUCAGCCCCGAACUUCCGCCCCACCUUCAGCCUGUUCUCCUGGCACACCUGCUUGCUGGGGGUCGCCUCCUGCCUGCUCAUGAUGUUUCUCAUCAGCCCUGGGGCCGCUGGUGGCUCCUUGCUUCUCAUGGGCCUGCUUUGUGCCCUCCUCACAGCUCGUGGGGGCCCCAGUAGCUGGGGCUACGUCAGCCAGGCCUUGCUUUUCCACCAGGUGCGCAAAUACCUGCUCCGGCUGGAUGUCCGGAAGGAGCACGUGAAGUUCUGGCGGCCUCAGCUGCUGCUCCUGGUGGGGAACCCCCGGGGUGCCCUGCCUCUGUUGCGGCUGGCUAACCAGCUCAAGAAGGGGGGCCUCUAUGUGCUGGGCCAUGUCACCCUGGGAGACCUCGACUGCCUGCCCUCGGACCCCGUGCAGCCCCAGUAUGGAGCGUGGCUGAGCCUGGUGGACAGAGCCCAAGUGAAGGCCUUCGUGGACCUCACCCUCUCACCCUCCGUGCGCCAGGGGGCUCAGCAUCUGCUGCAGAUCUCAGGCCUUGGUGGCAUGAAGCCCAACACGUUGGUCCUGGGUUUCUACGAUGAUGCCACACCCCAGGACCACUUCCUGACAGACCCUGCUUUCUCUGAGUCUGCUGAUGGCACCCAGGAGGGUGGGUCCCCAGCUCUGAGCACCCUGUUCCCUCCACCCCGGGCUCCUGGCAGUCCCCGGGCUCUCAGUCCCCAGGACUACGUGGCCACAGUGGCAGAUGCCCUCAAGAUGAACAAGAAUGUGGUUCUGGCUCGGGCCUGCGGGGCCCUGCCCCCUGAGCGGUUGAGCCGGGGUUCUGGGGGCACCUCUCAGCCACAUCACGUAGACGUGUGGCCCCUCAACCUCCUGCGGCCCCGGGGUGGGCCCGGCUAUGUGGAUGUCUGUGGCCUUUUCCUGCUGCAGAUGGCAACCAUCUUGGGCAUGGUGCCUGCUUGGCACAGUGCCCGGCUCCGGAUCUUCUUGUGCCUGGGGCCUCGAGAGGCUCCUGGGGCAGCUGAGGGGCGGCUCCGGGCACUGCUGAGCCAGUUAAGGAUCCAGGCCGAGGUACAGGAGGUUGUGUGGGGUGAGGGGGCUGGCUCCGGGGAGACUGAGGAGGAGGAAGGGGACUUUGUGAAUGGUGGGUGGGGUGACGCCGAGGCAGAGGCCCUGGCAUGCAGCGCCAACGCCCUGGUUCAGGCCCAGCAGGGGCGAGGCAGAGGAGGAGGGCCCGGUGGGCCUGAGGGUGGGGAUGUUGAGGAGGGGCUCACCACAGCCCUUACCUUCCUGUACCUGCCUCGGCCGCCCGCUGAUCCUGCCCGCUACACCCGGUACCUGGCGCUGAUGGAGAUUCUGAGCCAUGAUCUGGGCCCCACGCUGCUCAUUCAUGGUGUCACCCCGGUUACUUGCACUGAUCUCUGAUGCUCCAUUCCUGAAGUAGAAGGUGCCCAGGCCUUUGGCCUGCCUUGAUUAGUGGAUGAGGAGGGGCAGGGCCACCACCCUCUUGCGGGGCACAUGGGACGUGGAGCUGAUGGAGGUAUUAGGGGAUCCGGGGCUGGGGCACCCUUCUGUCUCUGGGAGAAGGCCCCAGUGCUCUGAUGCAGGGGGGCCCUCCUCCUGGCCUCUCUCCUUUCACCGGUGCCUUGACGGGGCUGGGUCUCUGUGCUUGUGACUCUAGGCUACCUCAGUCUCCCCCACCCACCAGGCUCACCGCUCCUUGAGGUUGUGAUGUUUUUUUUUUCUGUUUUAUUUUUCUAACUCCUGACCGUGAAUAAAAGACCAAAACACUAA